AUGACCCACUGCUGCUCCCCUUGCUGCCAGCCUACCUGUUGCAGGACCACCUGCUGCAGGACCACUUGCUGGCAACCUACCUGUGAGACCACCUGCUGCAGCACACCCUGCUGCCAGCCCAGCUGCUGUGAGUCCAGCUGCUGCCAGCCUUGCUGCCGCCCAGCUUGCUGUCCAACCACCUGCUGCAGGACCACCUGCUGGAAGCCUACCUCUGUGACCACCUGCUGCAGCACACCCUGCUGCCAGCCCAGCUGCUGUGAGUCCAGCUGCUGCCAGCCUUGCUGCCAGCCCACUUGCUGCAGGACCACCUGCUGGAAACCUACCUCUGUGACCACCUGCUGCACCACACCCUGCUGCCAGCCCAGCUGCUCACACCCCUGCCAGCCCAGCAGCUGUGCACCCGUGUACUGCACCAGAACCUGCUACCACCCCACCUCUGUCUGCCUGCCUGGUUGCCUAACCCAGAGCUGUGGAUCCGGCUGCUGCCAGCCUUCCUGCUGCUGA
Propithecus coquereli (Coquerel's sifaka) is the source of this 504-nucleotide messenger RNA. RefSeq names its product keratin-associated protein 9-9. Gene Ontology annotation, cellular component: keratin filament. The record is from RefSeq and is a predicted model, not a curated record. Bases 1 to 504 code for a protein of 167 amino acids. The transcript has 3 exons. Lineage: Eukaryota; Metazoa; Chordata; Mammalia; Primates; Indriidae.